UAAAUAUAACAUCAUGGUAUGUUUAAAUGAGUAACAGCAAACAAUGGAUUUGAGUAUUCUGCACUGGAAGACUAUUGUUAUCAUUAAUGUUAUUUUCUUGAGGUCUGAUACAAAUGGAGCAAGAUUUGGUUACAAUGAUAAGUAUAUUUGUCAUUGUGGUAAUAACGGAACAUGUGAUUCUGUAACUGGACUAUGUUCAUCAGGAUGUGUGAUGGGAUGGUACAGUGAUUCAUGCCAAAAGGAAAAUGUUGCUUUUAAUAAACUAGCGAGUCAAAGUUCCAAUUACAACUCAGAAAAAAAUGCACAACUUGCAGUUGAUGGUCUCAAAGAUACAAGGGAAAAUUCACCAACUUGUUCACAUACUGCCGAAAAACAGGCCUCAGCAUUUUGGAAAGUUGAUUUAGGGAAGUCAUACCCUAUUAGAGAUAUCAGAAUAUUUGUAAGGAAUAACAUGUAUGGACUUAGGAGAUUGAGAGGAUUUACUCUACAUAUCAUCGAUGAUAAAGAUGUUCAACACCUUUGUCAUAAAGAUGAUGAUACAAAGAAUCUCGGGCCAGAAUUUACUAUAACAUGUAACGGAACAAGAGGAAGAUUUAUAAAAAUAAGUACCGAUAGACCGGGAAAUCAGGCAUUUGUAAAUCUGUGUGAAGUAGAAGUUUUUGUUUGUGCCAAUGGUACAUUUGGACCUGACUGUACCAGCCUAUGUUACUGUGAGGACAAUGAAACAUGUGAUGAAUUGACUGGUUACUGUGGUAGAGGAUGUUUGCCUGGCUGGACAGGGAGAAGUUGUAAUCAAAGUUGUUUAGAAGGAUGGUAUGGUAAAGACUGUAAUAAUGACUGUAAAAAGAGACAUUGUUUAAAGUCAUCUGUAUUUUGUCACCAUUCUACUGGUGUAUGUGAAGAUGGGUGUGAAGUUGGAUGGAAGGGAGACAACUGUCUUACAAGUUGUUUAGAAGGAUGGUAUGGUAAAGACUGUAAUAAUGACUGUAAAAAGAGACAUUGUUUAAAGUCAUCUGUAUUUUGUCACCAUUCUACUGGUGUAUGUGAAGAUGGGUGUGAAGUUGGAUGGAAGGGAGACAACUGUCUUACAAGUUGGUUUUAUGUGCACUUUACGAUACCUGUAGAUAAAAAUUCAUGCAUGCAAAAGGCAUAAAUGGUCAUUUAAGAAUAAAGUAAAAUUCAGAAUCAGCGUCAACUUAGAUUUUCUUGAGUCAAAGGAUUUUCAUGUAGUAUAUUACUAGGGCUGUGUAAUAAUUUUUACUGAGUGCAAUCCUGGUUAUUAUGGUUUAACUGUACUUCUAUUUGUUUUCAAAAGAAAUGUGAAGAUUCUGCUUACUAUAAUCAUGUGAACGAAUUAUGCAAUAAUACUAGUAGUAGUAAGUAUACAAAUUUUAUCUACAUACAGGCCUGUUGUAGAUCUGAUAUUUUUUUAAACAAAUGUUAAUCUCCCAUUUCAUACAAGAGCAAAUAGCAGUACAGUGGUAGUUAGAAAAUCAUAUAAACUUGUCAGUAUGAAAUUAUUGUGAUUUUUUUUAUGCUUGUCUAAGAUAAAUCAUAUAAACUUGUC
Messenger RNA from Patella vulgata (common limpet), 1567 nucleotides. Its product is annotated as multiple epidermal growth factor-like domains protein 10. The record is from RefSeq and is a predicted model, not a curated record. NCBI's taxonomy places the organism in Eukaryota, Metazoa, Mollusca, Gastropoda, Patellidae. The transcript is spliced from 7 exons. Bases 44 to 1153 code for a protein of 369 amino acids. Gene Ontology annotation, molecular function: scavenger receptor activity.